Molecule: messenger RNA, 9222 nt
Organism: Siniperca chuatsi (mandarin fish)
Lineage: Eukaryota; Metazoa; Chordata; Actinopteri; Centrarchiformes; Sinipercidae
Product: phospholipid-transporting ATPase ABCA1-like
Exons: 50
Coding region: 383-7123 (2246 amino acids)
Biological process (GO): lipid transport; transmembrane transport
Cellular component (GO): intracellular membrane-bounded organelle; membrane
Molecular function (GO): lipid carrier activity; ATP binding; ABC-type transporter activity
Source: RefSeq, a predicted model, not a curated record
ACUACAAGAAGCAGACAUAUGUGUUCUGCUACAGGGCUAAGCUUAAGGGAACGUGCUGUGUAAUGUACACCACCUGUGUGCUUCCUGGCUAUGGUAUUACUGUGGCUACAGUCGCUACGACAGGCUCAAUUUGCAUACUUGGUGACUCUAGGUAAAAGGGGGAGUGUGUGUGUGUGUAUGUGAGAGAGAGAGAGAGAGAGAGAGAGAGAUAGAGAUCGAGCAAGAGAAGUGGUAAAAGCGUGGCCGGCUGUUGAAACUGGUCAAAUCCAUCUUUAGGCCCCAAGAUGUGCUGAUGGGUGAAAACCAAACAGCUUGGAGGGUUUAUUAAGUGGGCCAGUUGCCAUAGCGACGCUUUGGCAGGAUAUUGCCAGGAUAAGCCGUAAUGGGUCUCCUGACGCAGUUCACUCUGCUCCUGUGGAAGAACUUCACUCUCCGGAAGAGACAAAAGGUGCGGCUAGUCAUUGAAGUGCUAUGGCCUCUGUUUCUCUUCUUCAUUCUGGUGUGGGUGCGUUCCACCAACAAGCCACUUUACAAAGGCCAAUGCCACUACCCAAAUAAAGCCAUGCCAUCAGCUGGAGUGCUGCCCUGGCUUCAAGGUAUGAUGUGUAACAUGAACAAUCCCUGUUUGGAUUAUCCAACGCCGGGGGAGACACCAGGCCAAGUCAACAACUUCAACAACUCCAUAAUUGCUGGGAUGUUGAUAGAGCUGCAGACCCUCCUGGUGAACAGAUCUAUUCUCAGCAAGGCUCAGUUGCUGGCAGAUGACCUCAACCAGUGGGCUUCUGUCCUGUCACAGUCUAACCCUGCUCAACCAGUAAUCCUAAGGAGUAUUCUGCGAGACAAUGAAACUUUCUCCACUCAUCUGAAGGGGAAUUUGUCAGUGCCACCAGCAGUGGUCCAGAGCCUUAUGAAUGCUGAGAUUCAGCUCAAUCCAAUGAUGGGCAUCCCGAGGCCAGACAACCUGAGGCGCAUCCUGUGUGAGGGGACAGAUCUGGAUGAGUAUGUCCAAUUUAGCAGCCAAGCUGAAAAGGAGGCUUUUCAAAAUGUCAGCUGCUUCCGCACUCCAGAGCAGCUGAUUAACACCCAGCAAGUACUCCUGCAAAACCUGGAUGCAAGGAAAGUGCUUUCUGAGCUACCUUCAGCUUUGGCUCUGAAUCCAGCAGACACAGCGACACUGAUGAGGAAAACCACUCUAGAUGCGUUACCAGUGAUUGAGGAGAUGGCCAGGUUACAGAACUCCAUGAUCUUUAAGGCUGCUAGUUCACUGGAUUUCCAAAGGGACAUGAUUGGCAGUAUCAAUAUGUUACUGUGUGAAAAACAGCCUGGCUUCAAUUCCACCAAUAUGCCCAUCAGUUUACGCUCACCUAGACAGAUGGCUAACAACGAGUCAACCUCCAUUAUGGGCAACAGUUCCGAUGCUUUUUGUCAGACUCUUGUCAACACCCUCGAGGGCACACCUGGUCUGCGCUACGUUUGGAGUACCUUCAAGCCGUUACUGCAAGGGAAAGUCCUCUACACACCUGAUACACCUGCUGCUCGCCUCAUGGUGAAAGAGGCAAAUAGUACAUUCAACGCUUUGGCUAUGCUUAAAGAGCUCGCUGAUUUGUGGGAUGAACUCGGGCCACGUAUCUGGAAUUUCCUUCAAAAUAGCCCUCAAGUCAGUUCAAUACGGGCUCUGCUCGCAAAUCCAGUGUUUGCUGCUGUCCUCAACCAGCGUCUCAACAGCACAGGAUGGACAGCCGAGCUGCUGGCCAACUUCCUAUACAACGGGCCUCCAGAGGAUCGUCCACCUGGCAUGCCACCCUAUGACUGGCGGGAUGUUUACAAUACCACUACCCAAACCCUGAAGCUUCUGUCCAACUUCCUUGGUUGUUUAGACCUGAAUAAGUUUGAGGCAGCCCCCACUGAAGGCCAUCUGGUGAGAAAAGCACUGGAACUUCUGAAGAAUGAUACGUACUGGGCUGGUGUUGUCUUUGAAAACCUCCAGCCGGACUCCAGCCACCCCCCUUCUUAUGUCAAAUACAAAAUUCGCAUGGACAUCGAUGAGGCAGAGCGUACCAACAAAGUGAAAAACAGGUUAUGGUCUCCCGGGGCCAGAGACAACUCCUUUAACGACCUGCGCUAUAUAUGGGGAGGCUUCGCCUACCUGCAGGAUAUGAUGGACCAUGGCAUUAUACGAGUGCAAACGUCAAAGACCCAGCCCCUCGGCAUUUUUGCACAGCAAAUGCCAUACCCUUGCUUCGUGGAUGACGUGUUCCUCCGGUCUCUGGCAAACUCCCUCCCCUUAUACAUGACUUUAGCCUGGAUCUACUCAGUGGCCAUGAUCGUUAAGGGUAUCGUCGCAGAGAAAGAGGCGAGGCUUAAGGAGACAGUGAGGAUCAUGGGCCUGAGAAGUGCCAUCUAUUGGCUGAGCUGGGCAGUGUCCAGUGUGCUGCCGCUGGCCGUCAGCGCUCUCCUCCUUACCCUUAUACUGAAGUAUGGCAAAGUGCUGCAAUACAGCGACCCCUCAGUAAUCUUUGUCUUCCUGCUGGUGUUCUGCCUGACCACCAUCACUCAGUGCUUCUUCAUUAGCGUCUUCUUCUCUAAGGCCAACUUAGCAGCGGCGUGCGGCGGCCUCAUCUACUUUGUCCUCUACCUGCCGUACAUCCUUUGCUAUGCCUGGAGGGACGUCAUGGGUUUCCGGGCCAAGGUUGUUGUGAGUUUAUUGUCAUGUGUGGCCUUUGGCUAUGGCUGCGAGAACUUUUCCAAGUACGAGGUGCAAGGCAUCGGUAUUCAGUGGUACAACAUUAACAAGAGUCCAGAAGAGGGAGAACGCUACACCUUCAUCGUGUCCAUCAUCAUGAUGCUCUUUGAUGCUGCUUUCUAUUGGCUGCUCACCUGGUACAUUGAGAAUGUCUUUCCAGGCCAAUAUGGAAUCCCUAAGCCAUGGUACUUCCCUUUCACUGCAUCUUAUUGGUGUGGGACAGCCUCAGUGACUGACAUUGACCCCGACUUGCAGAAGGACUCCACUGUACAUAACGAGUAUCUGGAGAAACCACCACCCAAUAUGAAAGCAGGGGUCUCAAUCCACAAUCUUGUUAAAAUCUACAAGACUGGAAAAAAGCUUGCCGUGGACGGACUGAGUCUGGACUUCUACGAGAAUCAGAUCACAUCUUUUCUCGGCCACAACGGAGCCGGAAAAACAACCACAAUGUCAAUUCUGACUGGACUGUUCCCACCUACAUCAGGAACAGCUCUCAUCAAUGGAUAUAACAUCCAGACUGACAUGGACAGCGUCCGAAAGUACUUGGGAAUGUGCCCACAACACAAUGUCUUAUUCAAUGAGCUGACAGUGGAGGAGCAUAUCUACUUCUAUGCAAGGCUGAAAGGACUUAGCCGCGAUGAGGUGAAAAUUGAGAUGGACCAGAUGAUUAAGGAUGUUGGUUUACUACAUAAGCGGAAGGAUCUUGCUAAGAACCUGUCAGGUGGGAUGCAAAGGAAGCUGUCUGUGGCUAUAGCAUUUGUCGGCGGCUCAAAAAUCGUCAUCUUAGAUGAACCUACAGCGGGAGUGGACCCCUAUGCUCGCAGGGGUAUCUGGGAACUGCUGUUAAAGUACAAACAAGGUCGCACCAUCAUUUUGUCUACACACCACAUGGAUGAGGCAGACAUCUUAGGUGAUCGCAUUGCCAUCAUCUCCCAUGGCAAGAUGCGUUGCUGUGGCUCCUCACUCUUUCUAAAGAAAUGUUUUGGCAGCGGCUACUACCUCACUCUGGUCCGAGAUGGGACUGAAAAGAUGACAGCUCAACGUAAUGGUAUCGUACACAGUCAGGCCAAAGAGGGAAAAGAAUGUCCUUCGAGGAGCAGCAGCCCUGAUGAUGGCAUCGGCAGCCAAAGCUGGGGGAACUCUGAUCCCUCAGAUUUGACAGCUGUGGGUCAACUUGUGCGGCGCCACGUCCCUGAGGCAGUCUUCUUGGAGAGCAUCGGUCAGGAGAUCACCUACAUACUGCCUUAUGGUGGAGCCAGAGAUGGGACCUUUGCCCUGCUCUUCCAAGAGCUCGACCUGGCCAUGGCUGACCUCGGCCUGACGAGCUACGGCAUCUCUGACACCACGCUGGAGGAGAUAUUUCUAAAAGUGGCAGAGGAUACGGGAGUGGAUGCAGAAAUACCACCAACAAAGGAGCUGUUGGUGAGAGACUGCAAAAGAAGCUCUCGCGCAUCCAAGCGGAACAGCAUCGCCAGCGUCCACAUUAAAACAGAACAAGUCUCUGGAAUGAAUGAAUUAAAGGGAAAGUUCACAAGUAAAGUGGAAGACUUAAAGAGGAACGCCAGUGUCAGUGGGAGGGGAUCCACGGUCAUCACCGGAUGGGAGCUGAUCAGGAGGCAGUUCCUGGCGCUCUUUAUCAAGCGCUUCCACAACGCCCGAAGGAGCCGCAAGGGUCUCAUUGCCCAGGUGGUCUUGCCUGCUGUUUUUGUGUGCCUGUCUCUGAUCUUCUCACUCAUCGUCCCACCAUUCACUGAAUAUCCGAGUCUGGAGCUGCAACCCUGGAUGUACGGUCUGCCUCAAACCACCUUUUACAGCAAUGACGGCCCAGAUAAUGUGGAGGUAUCUCAGGUGGUGGAAACCUUGGUAAACAAUCCUGGCUUUGGAACUCGCUGCAUGAAUGGAGACCCAAUACCGAAGUUACCGUGUUCUUCUAGUGGCUCUGAUUGGUUCACUCCAUCUGUGGAUCAGUCCGUCACUGACAUCUUCCUCAACGGGAACUGGAGCAUGUCUAACCCCUCCCCCUCCUGUCAGUGCAGCACGCCGAAACGGACGAUCAUGUUACCUGACUGUCCACUCGGUGCAGGAGGACUCCCUCCACCUCAGAGGAUCCAGAACACAACAGAGACAUUGUUGGAUUUAACUGGACGGAACAUGACAGACUUCUUGGUCAAAACGUUUGAACACUCGGGUAAAUCAAGGUAUGGAGGGAUCUCUGUUGGAGCGGUCAACUCCCAAGUCCGUCUGACCGAGGGAGCAAUCGAAGCUGCAUUCAGUGAUCUAAAAGACCUAUUCAUUUUAUUUCAGGAUAAUGUGACUGAUCAGAUCUUCCAGAAGGCUGAGACACUGCUGAAGAAGCUUGGAACCAGGGACAACGUGAAGGUGUGGUUCUACAACCAGGCAUGGCACGGCAUGGCGUCCUUCCUCAGUGUGGCCAACAAUGCAAUCCUGAGGGGAAAUCUGGCGGCAGGACAGGAUCCCCACAAGUACGGCAUCUCUGUGUCCAAUCACCCCCUCAACCUCACCAAGGAGCAGCUCUCCUAUGUUGCCAUGGCCACAACCUCCACUGACAUGGUGGUGUCCAUCUGUGUUAUCUUUGCCAUGUCCUUCAUUCCUGCCAGCUUUGUCCUUUUCCUCAUCCAAGAGAGGGUGAACAAAGCCAAGCAUCUGCAGUUUGUCAGUGGGGUAAACCCAGCUGUCUACUGGUUGGCCAAUUUUGCCUGGGACAUGUGUAACUACAUCAUCCCAUGCUUGAUUGUGAUUGGGAUCUUCCUCGGCUUUCAACAAAAAGCCUAUGUUUCACCUGCUAACCUGCCUGCUUUGAUUCUGCUGCUUAUUUUGUAUGGGUGGUCCAUCACCCCCAUGAUGUACCCUGCCUCCUUCAUCUUCAGCGUGCCCAGCACAGCCUACGUGGUGCUGACCUGCAUCAACCUCUUCAUUGGUAUAAACGGCAGCGUGGCCACCUUUGUUAUGGAGCUCUUUGAUGAUGAUAAUGUCUCCCGCAUCAAUGAGAUAGUGAAGCAGGUGCUGCUGAUAUUCCCACAUUUCUGUCUGGGCAGAGGGCUAAUUGACAUGGCCAAGAACCAGGCAAUGGCCACCCUCUUCAGCAGUUUUGGGGAAGACCGUUUCAAGGACCCACUCAGCUGGGAAAUGGUGGGAAAGAACCUUUGCGCCAUGUUCAUCCAGGGUGUUGUCAUGUUUGCCAUCACAAUCCUUAUCCAGUAUAAGUUCUUUUGCAAACCAAGGCUUAUUUCGGGGAAGUCAUUAUCUGCAGAGAAAGAAGAUAUCGAUGUUGCUCGGGAACGUAAGCGGGUGUAUGAAGGCAAGGCCCAGAACGACCUUCUGAGGAUCUGUGACCUCACUAAGGUAUACCCUCGGAAGAGCACCCCUGCUGUGGACAGGCUAUGUGUGGGCGUGCCUGCCGCAGAGUGUUUCGGCUUGCUGGGAAUCAACGGGGCUGGGAAAACCACCACGUUCAAGAUGCUGACAGGAGACAUCCCAGUCUCCAGUGGAGAGGCCUUCCUAAAUGGAUACAGCAUACGAACAGAAAUGAGAAACGUGCACCAGAACAUGGGCUAUUGUCCCCAGUUUGAUGCUAUUGAUGACCUGCUGAAUGGACGAGAGCAUCUGGAGUUUUACGCCAGGUUACGAGGGGUACCAGAAAAAGAGGUCACCAUGGUGGCCGAGUGGGGGAUCCAGAAGUUGGGGCUGGUCAAAUAUUCCACCAAGUCAGCAGGAACCUACAGCGGUGGGAACAAACGCAAACUUUCUACAGCAAUAGCCCUGAUCGGUUGUCCUCCUGUGAUUUUUCUGGAUGAGCCAACCACUGGGAUGGACCCCAAAGCCCGGCGCUUUCUGUGGGACUGCAUCCUGAGUAUCAUCAAAGAGGGACGCUCAGUCAUUCUCACAUCACACAGUAUGGAGGAGUGUGAAGCACUGUGCACACGCAUGGCCAUCAUGGUAAACGGUCGCUUCAAGUGUUUCGGGAGCAUCCAGCAUCUGAAGAGCAGAUUUGGUGAUGGCUACACAGUGAUUGUGAGGGUUGGUGGCUCUCCUCCCGCAUUGACGCCCGUCGAGGACUUCGUCCAGCAGACCUUCCCAGGCAGCGUCCUGAAGGAGAAGCAUCACAACACACUGCAGUAUCAGCUCCCAUACACACAGGGAGCUUUGGCCAACAUCUUCAGCCAGUUCACCAUCCAUCAGCAGAGUCUGGGUGUGGAGGACUACUCUGUGUCCCAGACCACUCUUGAUCAGGUUUUUGUGAAUUUUGCAAGGCACCAGCAUGGGGACAAGGACUCUCAGGCCUAUGUCAACCCAGUUGACACUUCAGAUGAGCUGCCAUUGGAGUCUGUGAAAACCUCCCAAGAAGCAGAGAAGGUGUAACACGCCCAUAAGAAAAGCAAAACACAUUGCACUUAUAGUGGGCCAGCAAUAUACCUUAAACAAGUUUGAAUGGGUGUGAUUUGCACUGGCACUGGUGCAGUAUUUGGCUUUAAUCACCAUAUUGCACCCAGGCUGGCCGUCCAAACAUGUCAAACUUUUUGUACAGCCAGUGCUCAAGCGAACUAAUGCCUGGUAUUGGCCAACAAUAACAUUUAAUUGUUUGUGUUGUCUUCCAUAACCAUUUCUACCCAUGCUUAACCAUCUCUAACAUAACUGAUCUAAACCUAACAAUAUAUGUCUAAAACUUAAAAUCAAAUGACUAGAUCUCGAGUGAGUGCUUACUGCAAAAACUUUCCAACUCAUCAAGUUAUUUCUGUAUCUAAUCAAAUCCUAAGAACCUUAUUUUCUUAAAACAAGGAUGUCUAAUAGAAAUAUUCAAUUUUAUUAUAGAAAAACAGCUUGUUUAAAAAAAAAGUAUGUUAAACAACUGACACAACGCCAGUCCAAUUUUGUUUUGAGUAUAUUGCUGACCUUAUAUACUUCAGGAGACUGAAAGGACCUCUGAUCCUCUGAAAGCAUCAUACAUUGCACAGCAUUUAGGAUACCUCAGGAUUGAACUUUAAAUUUAAUUAUUUUUGUUUAUAUUUGCUGUUGGUUAUAACUGAUAAUAUGUUGCACUGUAAAAUUACAUAAAAGAGAAGAGCUUGCUUGCCCUGAUGUGUUUAGGUGGGUGAGAGCAGGUCAGAUAUCAGGCUACAUACUGCUAUGUUGGAUCACUUAUGCUGACAUUUAUAGAUAUAUUUUAAAGAAUAACAACAAGCGACUAAUGUAGGAGUAUUUUGUCAGCACAAAUCAUAAAAAAAACAUUUAACCAUAGUUGGUUCCAACCUCGCAUUGUGAUUCGCCAGCAGGCACAUAAAUGAUUGCCACUGAUAAGAAAUUAAUAAUAACAACUCUGUCAGAUGUGUUGACUUUGAAUGUCUGAAUGAGCCUCCAAUCAGCUGUAGAUGGUGUUUAAUGGAAGACAUUGAGGUUACGGUAGUGGGAUAAUGCCAAGUCAGUCAGAGUCAACCAGCUGUCAAACAUGUCUGCAAGAAAGACAACACAUCCCAUGUGAGCACCAGCCACAUCUUACAGACAACUGCAGCUGCAUUUGAUGCAUUCCUGAUGUGUCCAUUUAUAUCAUGAAUGUAAGUGGACACAUCAGAAACAUCUAAGAAUUGCUAAUCAAUGUAUGGACAAGAAUACAUUUAUUUUUUAUGAGAUUUUAAUGCAUUGCCUUGUUAAUUCUAUCUAUUUUAUUCAUCUGUUUUUCUUUGCAUAUUCUAAAUAAACCAUCACUGAGAUUUUUUUUGUCAUGUGGCAUGCUGGUAAUGACACUGGUGUGUUUUAAUCUAUGACCACCAGAGACCAGUGUCUCGGAAUAUAGCACUCCGUCUCCUGCACAGUACUCUGCAUUUAGUAAGUAAUACAUUUUGUCACAAUGUGCCUUUUAAACACCCAGUGAUGGCUCUGAAAACCCUUUAACAAUCAAUGAUGACACUGGAUAGCAGCAUGCCUUAUUUACAAAGACAUAAUGUUUUUAAACUAUAAAAUGGCUUUUCUGUCAUUCAUUUUUGAAUUAAUUUUCACAACAUAGCUGUAAUAGAUAUAGAAGGUAUUGUAUUGCAAACUUUGGACAAACAAAAUUGAAAACUGUUAAAUGGUUUAUACUGUAUAUCUCAGGAAUGUUUUAUGUGCAAUUUUGACUCAGGAACAUUUACUCGUAAAUGGAAAGAGUUAUUUAUAGCUCCUAUUAUUUUCAACAUUCUGGACUGUACUGAACAACAAUGAAAGAUUGUAAGUGUCCCAACAAUUAAAAACCCCAAAGCAUUUUACUUAUGCAGCUUACAUUACUUGGCACUUACUUCAGAAUGUAAAUACUUCUUCAAUUCGCCCCUCACAGGCGCUCUGGUUUACUUUGAGAGCUUGACAUAAUUUGUAUGCUGUGCUAAGUCCUCACAUUACUGUCUUGCCCGUUGCAAAGAAUAAUGAAUCCUAUUUGUACUGAAUAUUGCUUCAUGCCAAGACAAAUGAUUAAACAUUUACACAAAUUGUAA